Molecule: messenger RNA, 6506 nt
Organism: Notechis scutatus (mainland tiger snake)
Lineage: Eukaryota; Metazoa; Chordata; Lepidosauria; Squamata; Elapidae
Gene: PDE4C
Product: phosphodiesterase 4C
Biological process (GO): signal transduction
Molecular function (GO): 3',5'-cyclic-nucleotide phosphodiesterase activity
Source: RefSeq, a predicted model, not a curated record
CCCGGCUGGGGGUGAGGCGACAGCAGAAAGUUCCCUAGAGCAGGGCGGAUGGGAUGGUGCCUGUGUGUGUCUUGCUUUGAGCUUGAAUAAUGGCUGGGGGUCCCUUCAAGGAGCCACAAAAUCAGAGGAUGGCGAAGCUCCUUCGGGGCCGGAAUAUCUAACGUUGUGGAGGCUGCCGCGUCUCUGCACCCAGAGUGCCAACACAUCAGGACGAGAGACUCGGAGGAACCGGAGGGAGGAGAGCUGGCUUCUUGCAAAGAAGAUGGACCCUAGCCAGGUUCCCUUCUGUGGCAGAGACAGUGUCCUUUCGGGCCCCUGUUUUCGCAUGGCUUUGGGCAUUUCUGGCUCCAGGGUCUAAUUUAGCCUUUCGGCCAUCGGCUACCAUCCUUGGCUUCGUGCGGAGCUUUGGGGGCGGUGGCAGUGGUGGUGGCAACUGCCUGAGUUCUCUGCCACUGUGGAACAGCAGCUGUGAUGUAAGUGGGAAUGAUUUCCCCCUGCUCCAAGCUCCACAACUCCCCGGGAGUUUCCCCAUCCUCCAAGACCAGCAGCUCACCUGUCCUCUCCAAGAAAAUGAGCAUGAUCCCCAAUCUUCGUCUCCAGAGGAGGUUUACUGUGGCCCACCCACUUUGCUUUGAUGUCGAGAAUGGCUUCUCUUCAGGACGAAGUCCCCUCGGUUCCCAGACCAAUCUGGGUCUGGGACUUGUUUUACAAGGCACAACGCCCCACAGCCAACGUCGGGAGUCUUUCCUCUACCGAUCAGACAGCGACUAUGACCUCUCCCCGAAAGCCAUGUCCCGCAAUUCCUCCAUCAGCAGUGACAUGCAUGGAGAAGACUUGAUAGUUACUCCUUUUGCACAGGUCUUGGCCAGCCUGAGGACAGUUCGUAGCAACUUUGCUGUCUUGACCCACCUCCGGGAACAUGUCUGCAACAAGCGAACAUCUGGUCCCAUCAAUCCCCUCUCUACCUCUAAGGUCAAUCUAUCAGAGGAUGCCUACCAAAAGUUGGCUGUCGAGACCUUGGAAGAGUUAGACUGGUGCCUGGAUCAGCUGGAGACUUUGCAAACACGUCAUUCAGUCAGUGAGAUGGCUUCCAACAAGUUUAGAAGAAUGCUCAAUCGAGAACUGACACACCUCUCGGAAACAAGCCGUUCUGGAAACCAGGUAUCCGAGUACAUCUCCAACACAUUCUUGGACAAACAGCAUGAGGUGGAAAUCCCAACCUCUGUUCCCAAAGAAAAAGACAAGGAGAAAAAGAAGCGGCCAAUGUCACAGAUCAGUGGUGUGAAAAAACUGAUGCAUAACUCCAGCUUCAGUUGUGCUGCCAUCCCUCGUUUUGGAGUAAAAACGGAUCAGGAAGGGCUGUUGGCUAAGGAACUAGAAGAUGUGAAUAAAUGGGGCCUUGAUGUAUUCAAGAUUGCAGAGUAUUCUGGCCACCGCCCACUAACAGUCAUCAUGUACAGCAUCUUCCAGGAAAGAGACUUGCUGAAAUCUUUUCACAUUCCUGCGGAUACCUUCAUCACAUUCAUGAUGACCCUGGAAGAUCAUUAUCAUGCUGAUGUUGCCUACCACAACAACAUUCAUGCAGCUGAUGUUGCCCAAUCCACACACGUAUUGCUUUCAAUGCCAGCUCUGGAGGCUGUUUUCACUGACUUGGAGAUUUUGGCUGCCAUUUUUGCAGCUGCCAUCCAUGAUGUUGACCAUCCUGGCGUUUCUAACCAGUUCCUGAUAAAUACCAAUUCAGAACUGGCACUAAUGUAUAACGAUGCAUCGGUGUUAGAAAAUCAUCAUUUGGCAGUAGGAUUCAAACUCUUACAAGAAGAAAACUGUGAUAUUUUCCAGAAUCUCUCUAAGAAGCAACGGCAAAUGCUCCGGAAGAUGGCCAUUGACAUGGUGCUGGCAACGGAUAUGUCAAAACAUAUGAAUCUUCUGGCUGAUCUGAAGACAAUGGUAGAGACUAAGAAAGUGACCAGUUUGGGAGUCUUGCUUUUGGAUAACUACUCAGAUCGCAUUCAGGUUUUGCAGAAUAUUGUACACUGUGCAGAUCUUAGCAACCCCACAAAACCACUAGAGCUCUAUCGCCAGUGGACAGACCGAAUUAUGAUAGAAUUCUUCCACCAAGGAGAUUGUGAGCGGGAGAAGGGCAUGGAGAUAAGUCCAAUGUGUGAUAAACACAAUGCCUCCAUAGAAAAGUCUCAGGUGGGAUUCAUUGAUUAUAUUGCUCAUCCACUUUGGGAAACCUGGGCUGAUUUAGUUCAUCCUGAUGCUCAGGAGAUACUUGAUACUUUAGAAGACAACCGAGAGUGGUAUCAGAGCAUGAUUCCUCAUAGUCCUUCAUCUCCCCCAGAUGCAUCAGGUUUAGAGAAAAGUGGAGGAGACAAAUUCAAGUUUCAGCUAACUUUAGAGGAGGAAGAUGGAGAAGAAUCAGAUAUUGAACCAGAGAUUGAGAGCCCUUUGGAAGAGGAUAAUAGUGAAUCUAAAACCUUGGGGACAACUGAUGAUUCAGAAUCUGCAAAUGAGCCAUUGCCUUCUCCAACAGACAAAUUGGGCAGCCCCCACAGAAAUGCCCUGAUCAAACAAAAGGAUGCACUGAACUUUGACAUCCAAAGAACACUUUCACUGAUGGACAGUGGCUCCAUAGCAGAUCCAGCUGAGUUAGCAAGAAGAGAGAGUCUGACUGAUGCACAAUCAUGUCUUGACAUGGAAGGAAAUAUCACCUUUUUGCCUCUUGGGACGUAGUGAAGGGAAGGCCCAAUGAUGAUUACAUUCUGGCAGGGCCAGAAGGGGACCACCCCAGAUCUUGCUGCCAGCAACCUAUGAUGUCACUCCCCAUUGUAAGGGAGUGUUACUAUUAACAUUAUCUUCCCCAAAGAAAUCUGUAGCUUGAACCACAUUAUUUGCCCAGGUGGCAAAACAUCAGACUAUACCUGUCAUGUCUUCCUUCCAGUGUUGCUACUCAGCAUCUGAGUUGUACCUGGCAAAUGGAGAAAUUCUUCCUGCUGGACUUAUCAUUAUCACUAAUUUCUUAUUUUGGUUGCAACUUGGAAAUAGUCUGUAUCUUGUUUUAAGAAAGCCCAGGUGGAAAUACAGCUUUUAGUUCAGUGUAAGAACAAAUAUUUUGCCUGAAGAUAGACACAGGUUCAAUCUCUGACAUCUUUAGUCUUCUUUUUUAGAGGUUCUAGGCUGGGGAGGGGGGAAUUCUGACUGUGAUGCUGGAAAACUUUUUCAAGUUAGAGCAGACAGUACUGGAUUGUUUGGACAAAUGGUCAGAUUUUUUGUAGUCCUACACUUUCCAAUCAUGCAAAUUUCAUUUGAAGAAAGGUUCUGUAUAAUCCUGCUGAAAAUCAGAAUAAUAUAGUGGGCUUGAUGGACCAAUGAUUUGACCCAGCAAAAAGGGAAUCUUAAAAUGACAUGCUACUGCAGAAAGGGGAAUUGUGCAGAUAAAUAUAUUACGUUUGCUUUUCUCAAGUGUAAUAAAACCAGCAUGCUGGGAAGUUUCACAUAAAAUAUUCAAAUAGGAGGCAGUCUCUGUAAAUUACAAAUAGUUCUAGUGUGAUAGGAUGCUAUCAAGAGAUACAAAAUUCAUCCUGCUGGAUGCAUUUGGUAUCAAAUUCCUGAUACUCAAACAAGAAGGCCUUCCUUCAGUCUGCAUGUUGCCUCAAUCUGGUAGCUGCAUUGAAAAUUGCCUCCUUUAUGUUAAUUUCCUAAAUACCUUUUCUCUCACAUGAAAAUAUUUAUAGAAAGUGAUAGCCCAAUUUCGCCAAUAGCCAGAAUCCCUAUAAAGAAGGGACUAUGGAUUUUGUUUUAUUUUUCCAGUAAGGGGGGGAAACUCUAUUGUUUUAAAUUAUGUUUAUUUUAUGACAUGUAUUUCUCCAUAGCAGCUGUAAAGAGUAAAUAAUUCAUGUUUUUUUUAAAAAAGAGGAGUAUUUUGAUGCAGAAAUAGGUAGUCAGUAUUUAAAAAACCCUAAUUAAUCUCCCCAGCAAUUUCUAAUAUAAGUCGACUAUAAUAACUGGCAGAACUGCUUGCUGUAAUUGGAAGUCUUGCUAAUUUUCAAAUUUUGGGGGGGCGGGGGGAACCUGCACUUGAUCAUUUGUCUCUUUUUGACAUUUCAGUGUCCCACUUUGUUGGGGCUUUGGAGGUUGCGGGGCUUAUUUAACCCUUUCUCCUAAAAGGAAUGGGAGAUGCUAUUCCAAGUGAUGUGUUCAUAUUAGACUACUCAUAAAGGUUUUGUGUGAUAUGUACACUAUUUAUUUUGGAUCUUUUGAUCAUUAACAUUUUGCAGAAGAAAAAUACCUAUUAUUUUUAAAGGGCAUUUUAACUUUUUUUUUCUAAAUACAUACAUAGAAUUGUUUUGUUUUAAUAAGCUGGUUUUCUGACAUUAGGGGAGAAGCAAUUUAUGUCCAAUUGUGAAAAAAAAUGUGGAUUUACAUGUUUCCCUCCUAUUUUCAGUAUUCAAAGAAAUCUAUUAUUUUGUUUUUUCUGGGUUAUCUGGAUCUUCAUGUAUUUUGCAGUUCACAAAAGAAGAUUGUUACAACACUGAAUUUGCUCAAAUCAAGUUAGAGAUCCAUUCUGUCCCUCUUAUUCUACAUCCCUAUGCAUUAAAGGGUCUGUCCUAUUCCAGAGAGCACUUGUAACUAGAUAGUACUCUAUCCAUUGAUUUUUUUCCCCUAUAGAAGGCUUAAUCUUCUGAUUUGAAGAGAUGCAUUUUGUGCUUUCACUGUACUGUUUGGGUAAAAUCCAGUUCUAUGGAGUCUCAAAAAGAGACAGGGUUGGUUGAAACUGGGGAAUCAUUAGCCAAUGCAAGUAGCAGAUAAAAGUUAUGAAUAGACAAAUGAGAUUUAAAGGUUCAUUUGUAAAACUUUGGUGAGGGCAGAUUAUGAUUUGAGAAGUUUAAACUGCUAAAUGAUUAUCAAGCUAGGGUGGUACUCCAUCUACUAUAUUUAUGUAUUAGAAAUCCAGGGAAGGUGCAAAUGAGGAUGAUUAUAUGCACCAAUUUUUUUCCCCAUAUACUGUACCUCUUAUGAAAGGCCGGUUAUGCAUUACUACUGGGAAGGCUACCACUUUUAAUUUAUUUUCAGCAAGUACUUUUUGUUCUUUUAAAAAAAAUUUUUUUGUAGCUUUAUGCUUAAUAAUAUUUUGAUGUGCAAUAACCUCACCAAUGGCUGAUUCAGGCAAAUUUUAUUGAUAGCAAUUGGCUUAACUGUGAUUUGCACUCAAAAAUGCUGCAUUAUGUGUGUGCAAAUGUAUAUAUGUAUAUGUUGAAUGUUUGUUUGUAUACACAUGUAUUUCACAAUGCACUUUUGAGUUUGCCGAGCUGCCACUGGGGCCUGGCCCUACAGAUUGAGUUACUGUUUCUUUGUGAAAUAAGUAUUGUCGUAACCACAGAAAACAUAUUGACAUUUUUAUUUGAUUGUCUGGUUUUCCUUGCAACAUUAAGUGUUUUCUGGCAACACUUUUUUCUUUACAUUGUAUUUAAGUGUUAAAAUGAAAUGUUUGGCUUUUUAAAUUGUACUAUAAAUCUCCAGAGCUUGAAAAAAAAUCCCAGACCUAAAGAAAUCAUAGUAAGGCAGCAUUUGUUAGUCGGAAUGAUAACUAUAGGAGAAAAGAGAAACUGCCACAGCAGUUUAGAAUGUGGAAAUUGUGGAUGGAGUUGUGAACGGAGUUAAUCCAAGAUAGAAAGGUAAAUCAGAGCAAAUAAAUUAUGAGGAGAGAGAGGGGAGGGGAGGGAGAGAGAUUAUAUGGUGAUGCUUAAUCAAAGUUUAGGCAAAAAAAGCAAAAAUGUAUGAUGAGAACUGUCAUGAUUUAGCCCAACUGAUUCAGGAAAAUUAGGAUCAUUUAGAAUUGCAGAGGAUGUAAUGUUCUCCUCUUUGCAAACAUUUUCUAACAUCAUAAGGAAUUAUUUUUAAAGGAUAGGGGAUUGAAUGUUAUAGCAUGUAAAAAUUUCACAGUAAUUUAUGCAAAAAUGAGUGAAACUCUGGAAAAACAAUAAUGACUGCUUAUUUCCCCAAAGCCAGGUCCUUUUUCCCUCCUAUCAAAUCCAUCACUGACAAGCCUAACUCCCAAAUAAUGUAAAUAUUUAAUCCCAAAGCAUAAAGCUUAUCUCUUAUCUGUGCUUGCUUGUCUCUUGUAUGUCCCUCAGUGCUCUUGAUUUAUACACACACAUCUGCCUAGUUUCACAAAAUACUCUUGCCUUCUUGGGGACUUAUCAUGACAGUGAUCCACCAACUACAUUUCCCUCCAAGUCCUAUUUGUUUCUUUCACAGAUUACAUGGUGGAAUUAUAAGGGAGUACUGUAUAAUCAAAUGGCCAAGCAUUUGAUUUGAUAUCAAAUCAAAACUUUGAUAUUGUAUUUUGGAAGAUAUUGUAAAUAAGACUUAGCAAAGCUCACAGUACACAAACACACGAGGUUAGAUGGGGAUGAUACAUUUGCCUUUAUUUAGACCCACAGAUGUACACAAAACUCUACAAAACAUUUUUUCUGCCAUAUUUUUUCCUUAAGUAGAUAUUA